Molecule: messenger RNA, 621 nt
Organism: Colletotrichum paranaense
Lineage: Eukaryota; Fungi; Ascomycota; Sordariomycetes; Glomerellales; Glomerellaceae
Exons: 5
Coding region: 1-621 (206 amino acids)
Source: RefSeq, a predicted model, not a curated record
AUGGCUCUAUUCGUCAAGAAGACCCUUGUCUUUCUUUCAGUCUUCCCUUCUUCGGGAAAGUCGUCAAGAAAAAUGUCCGUCAUACUUGUUGAUUUGCAGCCAACGAGCUGGACUGAUGGCAUGUCUCUGGAUGGAUCAUGGGAGUUCUCCGUAGGUAAGAGGCUGCAAAGUCUUGCAAAGAAGCAGGGGCUCCUUGGUGAAUCCUUGAAGUCUGUGAACCAGUCAGUCUGCAGUUAUGAUGAUCCAACAAAAGUCACUGGCUCACAGCUGAGAAGGAAGUCUGGGGUGUUCCUGGCCAACCAUUUUCUCACUCUGCGCUCACUCACUCGCUGCUCCUCGUUCAUCCAGUCACUGCCGACCAGCAACAGUCGCAGCUCACUCAAAAAGACUCAUCCUCAAUCCAUAGGCUUACUACUACAGGUCGAUCGCACUCACUCAUCCGCAAACAUGUGGACCAAUACUUAUUCCGACACGCGACCACGUAACAGAAGCCGUCCACGGCUUCCCCCACAACGGAUACCUCUUAAAAUAGUACUGGGAGCAUCGAAGCAAGAAACAAAUGGCUUCCAGCCACGUUUAAAUGCUGAUAAAGCCCUCCCUACUUCGACUUCAUACUUAUAA